Papilio machaon (common yellow swallowtail) is the source of this 1732-nucleotide messenger RNA. RefSeq names its product microfibrillar-associated protein 1 (gene Mfap1). Bases 106 to 1434 code for a protein of 442 amino acids. Gene Ontology annotation, molecular function: RNA binding. Gene Ontology annotation, biological process: mRNA splicing, via spliceosome. Lineage: Eukaryota; Metazoa; Arthropoda; Insecta; Lepidoptera; Papilionidae. The record is from RefSeq and is a predicted model, not a curated record. The transcript has 9 exons. Gene Ontology annotation, cellular component: U2-type spliceosomal complex.
UAACUGUGUUAUUUGGCUCAGAAUCUGUCAUAGCAGCAAAGUGUAAUUAUAUUUCACAAUUAUAAGAAAAUUACAACAAAACAAAACAAUCAUCGUGAUUUCAACAUGAACGUGUUACCAGCUCAGCCAAUAGGCAUUCAAAGUACAGCAGGAGCUGUACCAAUUCGAAAUGAAAAAGGUGAAUUGUCCAUGCAAAAGGUGAAAGUGCAGAGAUAUAUAUCUGGAAAGAAACCUGAUUACGCUCAAGGUGUUAGUUCUUCAGAGGAAUCAGAUACAGAAGAUUUUAUAGAGCAACAGAAACCUGAACGCAGGGUGCAGAUCGCUUCACAAAUUGGUACUAAACAUGAGGAACACAGUGAUUCAGAGAAAGAAGUUGAUGACCCCCGUCUACGUCGACUGCGCAGGGUGGCGCGGUCGCCCCCGCGCCGUGAAGAGCACAAGCCAGAAAUUAUUGAUGCAGAACCAGAACCCGAGUCGGAAUCGAGUGCGGAGGAGGAGCGUAACACUUCAGAAAGUGAUGAUGAUUUGGACGAAGAGGAAAUAGAGAAACGACGACAAGCUUUAAAAGCUAAACUAGCUGCAAGAGAAGCAGAAAAGGAGGUUCUUGGUGGUGAUGAUGAUGAGGAAAUGUUAGACGGUGAGAAGGAAGAAAGUGGUUCAUCAGACACAGAGUACACCGACAGUGAAGAAGAUACAGGUCCCAGGGUAAAACCUGUUUUUGUAAGGGCAUCGGAGAGAAUGACAGUGACGGAAAAAGAACGUAAAUUAAAACAGCAGAAGAAAGAAGAAUCGGAUGCUAGAAAAGAAAAAGAAGAAAGGCGAAGAGAGGCCUUGAAGUUAGUUGAAGAGACAAUACGAUCAGAACAGAGGAAUGCUCAGGGUGAUCAAAAAGAAGCAAAUAUAAAUGAUGUUUGUACUGAUGAUGAAAAUGAUGAAUUGGAAUAUGAGGCGUGGAAACUACGCGAAAUGAAGAGGAUAAAGCGGGAUAAAGAAGAAAGAGAAGCUAUUGAGAAAGAGAUGUUGGCGAUUGAGCGCAUGCGCAACAUGACGGAGGAGGAGCGCCGAGUUGAACAACGACUGAAUCCUAAAGUUGUCACUAACAAGUCUGUUAAGGGGAAGUACAAGUUCUUACAGAAGUAUUACCACAGAGGUGCGUUCUACUUGGACAAAGAGGAUGAGGUAUACAAACAAGACUUCUCCGGACCAACAUUGGACGAUCACUUUGACAAGACUGUUUUACCAAAGGUAAUGCAAGUAAAGAAGUUCGGUAGAUCAGGACGUACUAAGUACACUCACUUAGUAGAUCAGGACACGACAGAGUUUGACUCCGCCUGGAACAAUGAUGGCGCGGCCGCAAGACUUUCUAACUACCGCGGCGGUAUGAAGCAAGUCUUCGACAGACCGACUGCCAGAAGGAAUCAUACAAGCACAUAGCAUACUGAUAGUUCUAGCCCAAAACAUGAAAUGAAAUCUAAGGAGAAACUAACUAAAAUAGUUAGAAAAAAACAGAUUAAAUGAACUUUGAGGCAUAUAAAAAUUGUUUUUGUCAAUAAAAUCUGAGGCAAGACGUAUGGUCUAGGACAUUAUUUGAAAAUUAACUAGAAUGACGCAAUGACCUGAAGUGGGUUUUAAUCGCCUAGAAGUCUCCACACUUCGCAAGGAGCUACCUUAAGUCUGAUUCUACCUCUUAGAAUGACCAAGUUAGCAAAUUAAAAUAAAUAAUUUAAGCCAA